Molecule: messenger RNA, 3752 nt
Organism: Mauremys reevesii (Reeves's turtle)
Lineage: Eukaryota; Metazoa; Chordata; Testudines; Geoemydidae
Gene: SART3
Product: spliceosome associated factor 3, U4/U6 recycling protein
Exons: 19
Coding region: 373-2913 (846 amino acids)
Biological process (GO): RNA processing
Molecular function (GO): RNA binding; protein binding
Source: RefSeq, a predicted model, not a curated record
CUUGUUGUCUUCAUGUGUAAGGAUCCUUGGGGCAGGGACUGUCUUCGUGUAUGUAUAGCAGUGUCCUUGUAUGUUGUGGGUGCUACUGGGCUACAAAUGAUUAAUGAAGUAUUGAUAUCUCUACAGAGCAAAAGAAUAAAUAUGUGAGGGAGUCUGUAUUAUAGUCCCUCAUUAAAUAUUGGAGUAUAGUUAGCCUGUGGGGAGGGUGAGAGAGUUUUGUGAACCAGUGGACUAGGAAGGUGAUGAUAUUGAUGGGUGAAUUUGUGGAAGAAACUUUCCAUCAAUGCAUUUGACUAUAACUGUCACUUGGACCUGAUAAAACUGCUCCGCCAGGAAGGAGAGCUGGUAAAGCUUAGAAGAGCCCGCCAGAAGAUGAGUGAACUCUUUCCACUUACUGAAGAAAUUUGGCUGGACUGGUUGAAGGAUGAGAUAAGAAUGGCUUCUGAAAGCACCGAUCGCGAGAAGGUUUAUGAGCUGUUUGAGAGAGCUGUGAAAGACUAUAUCUGUCCUGAAAUCUGGCUCGAGUAUGCUCAGUAUUCGAUUGGUGGCAUUGGUCAGGAAGGUGGAAUUGAGAAAGUUCGCUCCAUUUUCGAAAGAGCGCUGACUGCAGUUGGCUUACAUGUGACAAAAGGAACAGCAAUCUGGGAAGCUUACCGCGAGUUUGAAAACGCCAUUUUGGAAACAGUACAGCCAGCUGCUGGCAGUAUUCCUUCCCCUGAACAGCAGCAGACACUCUGUGCACAGCUUGAGAAGAUCCACACACUGUUUAGGCGCCAGCUGGGGCUCCCGCUGCUAGACAUGGAAGCCACAUAUGCUGAAUAUGAAGAGUGGUCAGAGGAUCCUAUACCUGAAGCAGUAAUAAAGAACUACAAGAAAGCACUGCAGCAGAUGGAAAAGAGUAAACCAUAUGAAGAGGCACUGCUGGUUGCUGAAACACCAAAGCUAGCAGAAUAUCAAGCCUAUAUUGACUUUGAAAUGAAAGCAGGGGAUCCAGCUCGCAUUCAGUUAAUCUAUGAGCGUGCCCUGGCUGAGAACUGUCUUGUGCCUGAUCUGUGGGCACGUUACAAUCAGUAUUUGGACCGGCAGUUGAAAGUAAAAGAAUUGGUACUCUCCGCACAUGAUCGAGCUGUUCGGAAUUGUCCCUGGACUGUCGGGCUGUGGAAUCGGUACCUUUUAGCAAUGGAGAGGCACAGAGUUGAUCAUCAGAUUGUUUCUGACAACUUUGAAAAGGCUUUGAAUGCUGGUUUUAUUCAGGCUACGGAUUAUGUAGAGAUCUGGCAGGCAUAUCUUGAUUAUCUAAGAAGAAGGGUGGAUUUUACUCAAGACUCAAGUAAAGAACUAGAAGAGCUGAGGUCUGCAUUUGCACGUGCAGUGGAAUAUUUAAAACAAGAAGUGGAAGAACGUUUUAGUGAAAGUGGGGAUCCGUCCUGCACUAUAAUGCAGAACUGGGCAAGGAUUGAGGCUCGCCUGUGUAACAAUAUGCAGAAGGCCAGAGAGCUCUGGGACAGCAUUAUGACUAAAGGGAAUGCCAAAUAUGCCAAUAUGUGGUUAGAAUAUUAUAACUUGGAACGGGCCCAUGGAGAUACCCAGCACUGUAGGAAGGCCUUGCAUCGAGCUGUGCAGUGCACAAGUGACUAUCCAGAGCAUGUCUGUGAGGUGCUGCUAUCUCUUGAGAGGAUAGAAGGCACUUUAGAGGACUGGGAUGCAGCUGUUCAAAAAACAGAAAAUAGACUAGCUCGAGUUAAUGAACAAAGAGUAAAGGCUGCUGAGAAGGAAGCUGCUCUUGUGAAGCAGGAAGAAGAAAAAGCUGAACAACGAAAGCAGGCUCGGGCUGAGAAAAAAGCUUCAAAAAAGGCUAAAAAAAUGAAACCUGGAGACAAACGCAAAGUAGAAGAUGAUGACGACGGAGAGUGGGGGCAAGAGGAGGAAGCAGAGCAGCCUAGCAAGAGACACAAGGGUGAUGGUGACAGUACGCAUGCUGAAGAAGAGGUGGAAGAUAUGGAGGUAGAAACCGGCCUGUUUGGAAGAAGUACACCUGCAAGACCAGCUGCUUCCUCUAAACAAAAGGAAAAGGCAGCUGCAAGCCGAAAAGACGCUCCCAGAGUUCUCCAUGACAGUGCUAAAGAUAAUGUCACUGUUUUUGUCAGCAAUCUUUCUUAUAGCAUGGCAGACCCUGAAGUGAAACUGAAAGAGCUCUUUGAGAGCUGUGGGGAAGUGGUGGAAAUCCGCCCCAUAUUUUCUAACAGGGGGACUUUCCGGGGCUACUGCUAUGUAGAAUUUGUGGAUGAAAAAUCAGCUCUACAGGCCCUGGGAUUGGAUCGCAGGAUUGUGGAGGGGAGGCCAAUGUUUGUGUCUCCCUGUGUUGACAAGAACAAGAAUCCAGAUUUUAAGGUGUUCAGGUACAGCACUGCACUAGAGAAGCAUAAACUAUUUAUUUCUGGUUUGCCAUUCUCCUGCACUAAAGAAGAGCUGGAGGAGAUGUGUAAAGCACAUGGAAAUGUGAAAGACAUUAGGCUAGUCACUAAUCGAGCUGGGAAACCUAAGGGCCUGGCCUAUGUAGAGUACGAAAAUGAAGCGCAGGCCUCGCAGGCGGUAUUGAAAAUGGAUGGCCUGACAAUUAAGGAAAAUGUCAUUAAGGUGGCAAUCAGUAAUCCACCUCUCCGAAAAUUCCCAGACAAACCUGAGGCAGGGAGAGCCUCGCAGUCUAUGGUACCACGACAGAUUUAUGGAGCACGGGGGAAGGGAAGAACUCAGCUCUCAAUGGUGCCUCGUGCAUUACAGCGCCAGAGCAAUCUUGUGACAAAGGCGGAGAAUGGGAUGGUUCAGAAUUCACCGGCAACUUCAUCUGCAGCCACUGAGGAGCCUAAAAAGAUGUCCAAUGCUGAUUUUGCCAGGAUGCUACUGGAAAAGUGAGCAAGAGUAAAAUGAGAGAUGCCUUUUUGGAAGCCAUGUUGUGUCCUUAUUUAUGCUAGCAAGAGAAACCGCCAAUCACACUCGUGUAAAUACUUCUCUGGACUGUUGCAUUCACCAAGAUCCAGAAUGGGGCUGUACAAAUCCAGUUGUUUAUUUUUCUCUGAGAGCAAAGAGGUAUGUUUCUUGUUCCGGUAAAAUGGCUUUAAAUGAUCCCUCAUAUUGAGGGUAAUGGGAGGGGAAUCUUCACUUUACAGAUUGGGUACUAUAUGAAGUUUUAUGGAGUAUUCUUUUUUACUUUUUUAAAGAAUGAGACAGUUGAGUGAAAGCUUAAUGCUGUGAUUGUAGAGCCCCAAUGGUCACCAGGGUUUGGUUGGUGAUGGUAGACAGCCCCUGUGGCAACAUACAACCCAUCGUAAACACACACACACUGACUUACUUCAGAAGUCAUGGGCCCGUACACCACCUUCCAUUUAAAAAGUUCAUAUGGCAGAUGCUAGUAACUUCACCACAAUGGCCUAUUUUAGUAUUAAGAGAGGGGAGGGAAUUCUAUAAAAAUGUAUUCAAUUGAUGUUCUGCUCAAGUUGGUCUGUUUUUAUAUUGUGUGUUUGUAAAUGACAUUCAAACUAUUAUUUUUAAGCUUCAUAAACAACAUUAGAGCUGGUAACUUUGUUUCAUGUAAAAGCUGUAUAUUCUACUGCGGACCAUUUUACCUUUUGUUUGCUAAAUGACUAUUCCAUGUCUUGACAGUUGGUUUCUGUAUGGUUUACUUCUUGAAUUUUGUUUUGUACACAAUGUGAAGUGCGAGUUAUUGCUUUAUUAAACUAAAGUUCUCAAAGGUU